GACUGUUUCAGAUACUUCGGAUCUCCGGAUGGAUUUGUGGGCUGAAGCUUCGCUUUGCUCCUGUGGGAGGGAUGUUUUGCUUUUCCAGCUUUGUGCCUUCCUCGAGUCUUGCCUUUGUUGCUGCUCUUUUCUUGGGAGGCUGAAUAGGUGGAGAUCGGUAUUCGGAGCUCUUGAUACUUCAGAGUUGUUUGUUGAGUCUGGUGUGCUCCAGGAGAGAGGGGUGUGGAAUUGGAUGCAGAUCUCUGAGUGAAAUAAAAUAAGUAGUUUUGAAGACAGAGGGUUGCAGGAGGCGUUGGAAAGCAGUUUGUUUGUGUCAAGGUGUUAUGACUCCAGUAGCUGAAACUUUGUUGUACAAUAGGUAAGCUGGUGUGGGUGCUCUGUGGUACGGAGACGUGCUAUCUGAUUUGUGUGUGCAUGGGCUUUGGCAUCAGGCACUUAACUCCCAGGCAGCCUUGCACUGAGGGGUCAUCAGUCAGCAAACCCAGAGACUCGGGGAAUGACAGCAGAGGGGUAAAUCCUCAGUCUGGUAUGGGAACAUGGGCAUUGUCUUGUCCCAGGAGCUACACCUACAUGGGAGCAUUGUCUCUGCAGCUGUGCGUAAGGAAGGGCUGGAGCAAGGGGAGCCUGGUGCUGGGGAUCUGUGCUUGCAGGCAGCUGCAGCUCCCAGUAUUGCAAGUGGGUGGGGUGAGCAACACUAUGUUUGAUGUGGGGUCCCAUGAGGGACUGGGACGCCCCUUCUGCUUUUGCCCAUGAACCAGGCAGACUUCUCCCACUGUUGCUCUUUCUCUCUCCUGUGUGUUCUGCCCUCAAAACGGUGACCUCGAUUGCUCAGAAGUAGAAGCACCCAUCGUUAUUUAAAUGGCUGGGGGUCCUGGGCUGCUGUGCCAGCCUGAAACAGGGCUCAUCUGUGUGCGGGGUUCCGCACUGUGGCUGCAGCACAGUUUCCAAGAGGAAUGCUGAAACAAAAGCGCUAAUGAGCACCAGAGAGGAAGGAUCUAUAACUUCCAGAUGGCAACAAGCCUGUAAUCCCUUUGGGAAGGAUUAGGGACUCAUCAGCGUGGCAGAGCCUGGCAAGGAUAGCCAAGCAAGGCACCUCUGGCUGCAGAGUCCAGUGCAGGUUUGGCAGCAUCCUGACGCUAGCCCCGCUGGCUGUCCUGCCCUGAGCUGCCUCGUGUGGUCUUGUAGCAUUCUGUGGCGGUCAGUAACUGGUCCUGCAGCACUGAACUCUCCUCGUUUUGACUGAUGGCAUGUUCUUCAGCCUAACCCCAUCUGGGUCCUGCUGCUCCCAAUGAAGAAAGGGACUUCUGCUGCUGAAAGGGAGACUUCUUCCUUUUUUUUAUGUCCCGUGGGAUUUUAAGGCAUUCUUCUUGCUGGAUUCCACCUCCUAUUCAGGCAUAUUUUGAGGAUUUACAAACUUAUUUCGAUGGCUUUAUAAACUACUGGGAUCUGAAGGCUUCUUCCUUGUGUGCCGCUCCUCCCACCUGUCUGCAAUGGGGCGAGAGCAGGAACUGAUCCAGGCUGUGAAGAAUGGGGACAUACCUGGUGUGCAGAAGCUGGUGGCCAAGAUCAAAGCAUCCAAGACCAAGCUCCUGGGAUCUGCCAAGCGCCUGAAUGUGAACUACCAGGAUGCAGAUGGGUUCUCAGCACUGCACCAUGCAGCCUUGGGUGGCAGCCUGGACCUCAUCUCACUCCUGCUGGAGGCACAGGCCACUGUGGACAUCAAGGACAGCAACGGGAUGCGCCCCCUGCACUACGCAGCCUGGCAGGGACGCGUGGAGCCAGUGCGGGUGCUGCUGCGUGCUGCCGCCUCUGUCAAUAUGGCCUCACUGGAUGGGCAGAUUCCACUGCACCUUUCAGCACAGUAUGGCCACUACGAGGUGUCGGAGAUGCUUCUGCAGCACCAGUCCAACCCCUGUCUCAUCAACAAGGCGAAGAAAACCCCCCUGGACUUGGCCUGCGAGUUUGGGCGACUGAAGGUGGCCCAACUGCUACUGAACAGCCAUCUGUGCGUUGCCCUCCUGGAGGGGCAGUCAAAAGAUGCGACCGACCCCAACUACACCACCCCACUGCACCUGGCAGCCAAGAAUGGGCACAAGGAGAUCAUCAGGCAGCUGCUGAAGGCUGGAAUUGAGAUCAAUAAGCAGACAAAGACGGGCACAGCCUUGCAUGAGGCCGCGCUCUAUGGCAAAACAGAGGUGGUGCGUUUGCUGCUGGAGGGCGGUGUUGACGUGAAUAUCAGGAACACCUACAACCAGACAGCACUGGACAUUGUCAACCAGUUUACCACUUCACAUGCCAGCAAAGACAUAAAGCAGCUGCUGAGAGAGGCAUCAGGAAUCCUGAAGGUACGAGCUUUGAAGGAUUUUUGGAACCUCCAUGACCCAACUGCUCUCAAUGUCCGGGCAGGAGACGUCAUUACGGUCCUGGAGCAGCAUCCGGAUGGGCGAUGGAAGGGACACAUCCAUGACAUUCAGAAAGGCACUGAUCGCAUUGGGUACUUCCCCCCCUCCAUUGCUGAAGUCAUCAGCAAGCGAACAGGCAUGAUCCUCCCCCGCAUGGCGUCCACACACCAGCACCAGGGCACUCCUGGGGCCCCCACGGCACUCCCUGACUGCAGCCCUCCACAGCUGCAGCAUCUCCCCAGCGAGUGUCCGCAGCAGGCAGCCCCAGCAUCCUAUGGCCACCUCACCCUAACCUGGACGGCCCCAGGCCCUGACAGCUCAGCAGGAGACAGGAACAGCGUGGGCAGUGAGGGCAGCAUUGGCAGCAUCCGCAGUGCAGGCAGUGGACAGAGCACUGAGGGUACCAACGGGCAAAACACCAACAUCGUCAUUGAGAACACCAGGCCGCUGCCCUCCACUGGUGAUGACCUCCAGCAACAGAUUUUGGGAUCAGAGCCACGCAAUGAGCAGAUUACUUCCAUGACAGGGCCCCCAGGCCACCAGACCCCUAGCAGCUGCACCCCUGGAGACAAAGUCUUUUCACACCAGUUUCUGCGACCUGAGCAGCUCCUUGAGGGGAAGGAUGCAGAAGCCAUUUACAACUGGCUGAGUGAGUUCCAGCUGGAGUCAUACACUGUCAACUUCCUCAAUGCUGGCUACGAUGUCCCCACCAUCAGUCGAAUGACACCAGAGGACCUGACGGCCAUCGGUGUGACCAAACCAGGCCACAGGAAGAAAAUUUCCAGUGAGAUUGGGCAGCUCAGUAUCACCGAGUGGCUGCCCAACUAUAUUCCGGUGAGUCCCUGGCGUCAGGGCUUUGGUCCUCUUUUCUCAGAGCUGCCUUUCCCCAGGACAGGAUGGGGGAGCUAUAAGAAAAUGAACACUGAAACUGCCUGCAUUAAUUCAGCCAGAGAGAGAUCCCGAGAAAGCAGCCUCCCAGUCAGGAACAGGGAGAAGGUGGGUGAAAGCACUGCCCAUCCCUUGAUGCUCAUGGCAGCAUCUCUGUGCUCUUCACAGGCUGAUCUGAUGGAUUGGCUCAGUGCCAUUGGUUUGCCGCAAUACCACAAAAAAUUGGUAAACAACGGCUAUGACUCCAUCACCAUUGUCACAGACCUGACAUGGGAGGAUUUGCAAGAGAUUGGCAUCAACAAGCUGGGCCACCAGAAGAAGAUCAUGUUGGCUGUAAAGAAGCUCAGAGACCUCCGCAAAAGCCUCAGCCAAACAGAAGCGACACUGACAAGACAUAAAGUCCCUGGUGCCCUGGACAUUGUCACUAUUGAGUCACUGGAGAAUGGGGAGUGCCAGUCCCCAAACACACCCAAAAUGACAACGUUCCAGGACAGCGAGCUCAGCUACGAGCUCCAGACAGCCAUGUCCAACAGCUGCCACGAGACGCUCAGCAUCAAAAACAGCCAAGGAAUGUCACGGAGCCAGGAGAGCAUUGGGGUGCGGUCCCGGGGCUCGGGGCACUCACAGGACAACGUACCGUGCCGGCACCUCUCCAGUCCCUCUCAGGAGAGCCUGGGCAGCGGGGAGAGCAGCAGCAGCAGCAGCGGGCAAUCCUGCAUGCCACCUCACAGCAAGGAAAACCUGGCCAGCCUGCCGAGACAGCCUAGCCCAGAGCCCUAUGGGAAGCUCACCUCCCCUGAGGGGCUGAAUGGCUUCGCUAAUUGCAGUGGGGGCAGCCCUCUUAAGGAGAGGAACCUGCCUGAAGGCACAGAUCAGUAUGCCCGGCUGACAGCUCAGAAAGGUGCUGGCCAUGUGGGGACACUGAUGGUCACUCCCAGCACUCCUCCCCAGACUCCCAGCAAGGCAACAGCUCCAUAUGUCUUCAUGUACCCACAUGUCUCCUUGAAAUCCCCAAGAACCCCUUCCAGUCAGGGAGCAGAGCAGCCUAAGACCUCUGCACACUCCUACCCCUCCUCUGGGCAGAAAAGCAGUCUGCAGACAUCAGCCCCAAAAGCUUUCUCGUACCUGCACAGUCAAUGUAGCCCUGCUGAGCUGCUCAAAGCUGCCACAACCCCGAAUGCCUGGCAGACAGGGGAGCAGCACAAGGGGGGUGAAGGCUCCAAGAACAAGAAGCGCUCACAUAGCCUGAACCGCUAUGCACUGUCGGAUGGAGAGCCUGAGGAGGAGGAGGGGAUACCCACCAGCACGCUGGGCUCCUAUGCCACCCUGACGCGGCGGCCAGGACGCAGCCAGAUGCCACGGGCCUGCCUGCAGACAGAGGCCAAGGUGACCCGCAGCCAGUCCUUUGCCAUCCGGGCCAAGCGCAAGGGCCCCCCGCCGCCGCCUCCUAAGCGUCUCAGUUCUGUCUCUAGCACUCCCACCACCGAAGUGGACAAUGAACAGCCUCCUAACCCUGAGCGACAGCCUUCUGUACCCCGGGAUGUGGCUGACACAGGUGCCAGCCCCAGUGACAGCGGCUGCAGCAGGACAGUGAGGAGCCUGGUGGCCGCACUGGAGGAAACACCAGGGCUGAAUCCACCCAAACCUCUCCUAGCCCCGAAACCACUGCAUGUGGCUCAGGACUCUCUCUCCAAGGCUGCUGUGGAUGAUAAGUCCCACAACAGUUGUGAUCCCAGUGGCACUGUGCUCUCUGAUUCUGGCUGGGACUCAUUUGAUAGCAGCAAGCCGAGGAGACGGACACUGAGUGAGCCCAGUACUCCCAUGUCAGAGGCUGUGCAGGGUAGGCAGGAGGAUGCCUGCUCAGAUGCAGAAGAAGAGGCCAAGCCAGAGGUCUCUUCAUCCUCCCAGAACAGUUCCAGUGAGUGCAUCCCCUUUGCAGAAGAAGGCAACUUAACUAUCAAGCAGCGACCAAAGCCUGCUGGGCAACCUAAGGCUGACACUGCAGUGCAAGGCACAGAGCCCAAUUCCCAGCCUGCGGAGGCCCUGUGCUCUGAUGGGAAGGAGACGGCUGUGUCCACUGCCACCAGGGAGCUGCCCAUGCUGGAGUUCAACCUCACUGAGUCAGACACGGUGAAGCGCCGACCCCGCUUCAAGGAGCGGGAGCCUCUGCAGGCAGUGCUGAAGGCAUUCAGCAUGGCAGGGCAGGCUGAGGUGGGGGCCAGCUCUGCACCCCAGUAUGCCCAGGCCCAGGCUGUAAGCAUCGUGGGCCCCACCACACAGGGGCCAGCACCACAGGCUGGACUGGCUGGAGAUGCUUUUGACGAUGACAGUGUGGAGUUCAGGAUUGCUGAGAUAGAGAAGAGCAUCUUGUCACUGGAGAAAGGGAUUAAGAAGGCACCAAGCCCCAUCAAAGCUCCCAGCCCCACAGAACUGCUCAGCACUACUGUGGUGAGGAUGCCUGCUCCAGGUAUGGGGAUCUGUGGGGAGGCCUCUAGGGUUGUGGCAGGGUCUGAGGCUCUCUUCUACCGCGGCUGGCUUGAUGUGGCAUUCCCAACCAGCCCAGUGAGGGGGACCUGUGCCACCUCAUGCCAUGAGGCUUUUUCUCUUGCAGACAUCCCUGCCAAGCACACUUCAGUGGCGUCCACAAAGCUGGUGUUCUCUGGGCCCAAGACCAUCUACCAGCAGGUCCUGCAGCCCUCCCGCCAUACUGUCGCUCCCUGGGCAGCUACUGAGUCAGUGCCAGAUGUGAUCGGGUCCCUGGCUGGCCCCAGCCCACUGACACUGGAGGCAAGCAGCAAGGUGUUUGUAAAGCCCUUGGCCUCUGCCCCAGGGGCUGCCCUGGUCCAGCAGCGGCUGGAGCACACCAGCAUCACCACAUUGCAGGCAGCUGAGAAGAAGAUCACAGUGGAGGAGGUGCAGAGCCCCCUCAGGGCCACGCACUCAGCCAAGAACAUCCUGGAGGACAUCAGCAAUAUGUUUGAUGAUCUGGCCGACCAGUUGGAUGCAAUGCUGGACUGAGGCUUGUUCCCUGUUUCCCUUUCCCACCUCUGUCUGCUCUGUGAGCCUGAUGGGGGAAGAACGGAUCAGCGCCAAGCGGUGCCUUUAGGUUCCUCCAGCUGCCCCCUCCCUGCACUUUGCAACACUGCUGGGGAUGUGGAUUGCCCUCCUCACCCCUCAUGUCACUGAGAGCUGCCUGGCCUCAUGUCACCACUGCUGUACAACUGUGGGCUGCUUUAUGAGGGAGUCAGGCAUUUUCCUUUGGACUGACAGAAAGAGGAGAGCCCAGGAGGGCUGCGCUCCUGGAGGCCAUGGAGGAGUCCUCGCUCCCUUGCACAGAGCUGAGGAACCUCCACAAAGGACCUUUCUCUUUCCUCACUGCACUGAAUCCUGCUUCUUAUUAUUUAUCCCCUGCCAACAGUGUGUCAAAAGAAAGACCUUCCUGGGCAACUGCCAUGGAGCUGGCUACCACGCAGAGCCUUGCCUGACAGCAGCUGAAAGAAGACAGGGCUUGUCCUCAUUUGGCAGCUCGUACAGUGAGAAGGAACCUUCCUGCUUUAUUUGUUGCUUUUCCAAAUGCAUUAGUGUCAGGCAGCAUGUAAUGUGAGUGGAUUGAAAGCCCCAGUGGGACCCACACCUCCCAGGAUGGGGCUUGCACUGUGUAUGCCCACAGUCAUGGGGAUGGUGGCACUGAAUGCCACACAUGGACGCAUUUAAGGCAGUCUAGAGCAAUGUAUUCUGUGGAGGCUGGCCUUUGCUACACUGUGCCUACCCAAAAUGCAGCCCUCGAGCUUACAGGGAUAAAGUAGCAGAAUGGUUAGUGGUAGCUUUUUGGUUUUUUCUUUAACCCUCAUUUCUUUUUAGGUGUGGGCCCUCUUCCUACUCCCUCUUCCCAUUUGCACUCUCCCUGCAAGGAGAAGCUGGCACAGGCUGUGAAUGCUGUUACACAGCAGCAGCAUUUGGGACCAGGCUUCGAUGCAGUGCUAAAACCCAGUAAGAGGGGUGAUCUCACAUGCAUGCGGUGAACUCGGCUCAGUAACAGCUGCUGUGCACACACACUGGAUGCAGUUACAGCCCGGUGGCUGUAGCAGGGGAACAGCAGUGGUAGCUCAUUGCAUCCAGCAAUAGGAACGUCUGCAUAGCUUGAAGACAGAUUUCUCUUCCAGGAUCUGUUAGUAGUGCAUGUCUAAAUAUGACCAAGAGCCCUGAACUUGGCUUGUACUCAGCAUGCCAAGCAAAUGAAAGCACCGCAGCACCAGAAGGGAACCUAAGAUUGUACUGAAGUGCCAUUUGUUAGAAAAAUUCUGAAAAAAGGGAAAAAUAAAUUCCAUUUCCAACCUCUGUUAGAAAAUGUCCCACACAAAACCAAACUGGAAAGGGAGAAGGUGGCCAAGAAGGUUUUCCCAGUCCUUUGGGGAAUGUGAGACUGAAGGAGCUUGUUCACAGCCCCUUACCUUGCAUGGAAGAGCAGAGCCUGCCCAGUUGGCUCAUGUGGGCCUUCUCCCACAUGGCCAUGGCACCACAGCCUGGUAGGAUGUGCUAGCCUUGCUCCUGGGCUGGAAGCAAAGAUGGAAAAUUCCCCAAGAAAGGAUUGGCUGGGACCUGAGGUCAAUUUGAGGUGGUUAAGGCACCUUACUCCUGGCUAGUUGGUUGCUCUGUUCCAAACAUCAUAUAGCGCGUGUUUAAAUGACCAUGUCUGACAGGCAAGUGCUGCAUCGUGGACAUGAUGAUUUUAAAACAGCUCCAGCCUGUGGCACUUUAUCAAAAGGUUUGCACAAACCUUUUCACAACUGUUUUUAUUCUCAUGAGUCAACCUGGGACAAAUCCAGUUUUUUUGGGUUUUUUUUGUUUGUUUGUUUUUCCUGACAUUGAUAAACUGUAAUUUUUUUUUAAAGGCCAAUGUAUAUAUUUUAAAUGUGAUUUAUUAUAUAUAUUUACUAGCCAGAACCGCAAGUCUUGUACCCUUGGGUCAGGUGUAAGAGGACACUGGUGUGGAGCUGUCGCUGUCUGAGCCACCUGAGGGCAGCAUCAUGCCGCUCUCACUGUCAAUAAGGGAAUUAAACACUUGAUUUUUUCAGAAUACCUAUUUUUUAAGCUCUAGAUUACUAUUUUGAAGCUACUGUAUGGUGUGUAAGUUAUGCACACUAUGGCUGGGACUGACCCUGCCUGCACCUGCUCCGUGCAGCAAGACAGAAGCAAAACAAAUUGCCCAUGUAAUCAUUAGACUGACAAGAUUUUAAACCUUCUGCUGUUUGUGUUGAUAAUGUUUUGUUUUCCACUAACAUCCAUUAAGACUGAAUUCUAUUAAACAGUGGGGCCUAUUUCACCCUUUUUAUA
Messenger RNA from Centrocercus urophasianus (Greater sage-grouse), 8624 nucleotides. RefSeq names its product CASK interacting protein 2 (gene CASKIN2). Gene Ontology annotation, molecular function: protein binding. The transcript is spliced from 20 exons. NCBI's taxonomy places the organism in Eukaryota, Metazoa, Chordata, Aves, Galliformes, Phasianidae. Bases 1491 to 6308 code for a protein of 1605 amino acids. The record is from RefSeq and is a predicted model, not a curated record.